Molecule: messenger RNA, 1216 nt
Organism: Emiliania huxleyi CCMP1516
Lineage: Eukaryota; Haptophyta; Isochrysidales; Noelaerhabdaceae
Exons: 1
Coding region: 37-1032 (331 amino acids)
Source: RefSeq, a predicted model, not a curated record
GCUUUGGGCGGGCGGCGCGCACCUCUUUCGCGGGCAAUGGUGCUCGUCUCCCUCGAGCUGGGAGGGCUGCUCAAUAACCCCAGGAUGCCCUUCAUGCGGUGGGGCUCACACAUCUCCAUCAUCGCCAUCCUCGUCACCAUGUUCGUCAUCCCGCACGACCAGUCCACGCGGAUGCGCCCCGAUCAAGUCGGGAGCGAUGCGCUGCAGCUGGGCUGGCACACGAUGCGGCCGCGGGGGCCCGCGGCGCCGACUCCCGUCGCGCCGCUGCCCGCGCCCGGCGCCCCCGGCCAGCCCGGCGCGCCGCGCGCCUCCCUCCACCACCAGGGGCGCGCGCGCGCGCGGCUUGCGAGGGGGCGCGCGCGCGAGCCGCUGGGGGUGCUCGCCUUCGUCGCGGAGGAAAGGCGGGCGCCGGCAAACUUGACGGCGCUGCUGCUGCACUCCAAGUGGAGGCACUCCCGCACCCUCGCUUCUCUGCGCCGCUCCUUCCGCGCCCCCUCUGCGCGCGGCACGAGCGCGCGCGGCGGCGCCGCGGCGGCGGGGGGCGGCGCGGGCGCGGUUGCGGUAGGGGGCACGAACGGGUCGUACGUCUUCACGACGGUGGAGGCGCUGCGGCGCCAGCACGGCCAGCGGCGUCACUGGUUCGGCGACCUGGACGCGCGCGAAACGCGGCGGCUGUAUCACGAGCUGUUGCCGCGCCAGCUGCUGGACGGCGAGGAGAGCGUGUACGAGGAGCACGGCCUGCCGGUGGAGGAGCGGGCGAGGCUGGCGGUGGCGGCGCGGCGGGCGGCGCGCCUCUACGCACGCGAGCGGGCCCACCUCCCCGUCGCCCUCUCGUGCGAGAUCGUGGACGGCGUGCGCACGCUGAUGGCGCAGGGCUCUUUCCAGCCGGGCGGGCUAAGCGAGGAGCAAAUCUUCGCCAAGUACGCCGCGAAGCUGGGCGAGGGGGGCGGCGACGUGGAGCAGGUCUACCGGAUGAUGCUGCUCAAGAGCUGCGCCUCCAACGCCCACGUCGACCGCCUCAUGGGCGUGUAGUUCUUCUCUCGUGUCGGUCUGAGGUCUGUGUGGCAGUCUUUUGUCCCACUGGUCGAGCAUGUGCCGCCCCUGCAUAGCUGCGGAGGCCCUGUAGAGUGCCGUCAUCGCCCGCAUAGUUGCGGAGUGUGCGCCCCGUUCUCUCGUGUCGGUGAAAUGAAAAAUGAAAUUUUGUCUUUUGAAUAAU